AUGGCCGGCGGCGUCGUGAUGAACACGGCCGGUGGAAAGCCAUACCCUGGCAAGCUCACUCUGUACGUCGUCUUCACCUGCGUCGUCGCCUCCACGGGCGGCCUCAUCUUCGGGUAUGACAUCGGCAUCUCAGGCGGCGUCACUUCCAUGGACCCCUUCCUCUUGAAGUUCUUCCCAGAGGUGUAUUGGAAGAAACAGGAAGCAAGCAAGAGCAACCAGUACUGCCGCUACGACAACCAGCUGCUACAGGCCUUCACCUCCUCGCUCUACCUUGCCGCCCUCAUUGCCUCCUUCUUUGCCUCCACCGUCACGCGUGUCCUGGGCCGCAGGUGGUCCAUGUUUGCCGGCGGCUUCGCCUUUCUCGUGGGAGCGGGCCUGAACGGCGCCGCGCAGAACAUUGCCAUGCUCAUCGUUGGACGCACAUUGCUCGGAGUCGGCAUCGGGUUCGCCAAUCAGUCUGUGCCGUUGUACAUGUCGGAGAUGGCACCGGCGCGUCUUCGUGGCAUGCUCGGCACUGGUUUCAACCUCAUGAUCACCACCGGCAUCCUGACAGCAGAGCUCAUCAACUACGGUACCAACAAGAUCAAAGGCGGCCAUGGUUGGCGCUUCAGCCUGGGGCUCGCGGCUGUGCCAGCGGCGGUCAUCACGCUCGGCUCACUCUUCCUCCCUGACACCCCCAACUCACUGAUGGAGCGAGGCCACCCAGAUGCGUCCCGUCGGAUGCUACGCCAUAUUCGCGGCACCGACGACAUCGGUGAUGAGUACGCGGACCUGGUGGCAGCAAGGGAGGUGUCAAAGCUAGUGCAACAUCCAUGGCGUAACAUUGUGUUGCGCAAGUACCGUGCGCAGCUCACCAUGGCCGUGCUCAUCCCCUUCUUCCAGCAGCUCUCUGGCAUCAACGUCAUCAACUUCUACGCACCCGUGCUUUUUGAGACGCUCGGUUUUAAAGGGGACGCGUCGCUCGUGUCGUCAGUUAUGACAGGCGGCGUCCUCGUGCUUGGCUCGCUGGUGACAAUGCUCAUCGUCGACAGGCUGGGGCGACGGAAGUUGUUCCUGCAGGGUGGCGCGCAGAUGCUAGUGUCUCAGCUCGCGGUGGGGACGCUGAUCGCGGCAAGGUUCGGGACGAGCGGCGUUGGAGAGAUGCCCAAAGGCUACGCGGCGGCGGUGGUGCUCUUCAUCUGCUUGUACGUGGCGGGCUUUGUGUGGUCGUGGGGUGCGCUGGGGUGGCUGGUGCCGAGCGAGAUCUUCCCGCUGGAGAUCCGGUCGGCGGCGCAGAGCAUCAAUGUAUCGGUGAACAUGCUCUUCACCUUCGUCAUCGCGCAGGCCUUCCUCACGAUGCUCUGCCACAUGAAAUUCGGGCUCUUCUACUUCUUCGCCGGAUGGGGGGUGGUCAUGACCGUCUUCGUCGCGCUCUUCCUGCCGGAGACCAAGAACGUCCCCAUCGAGGAGAUGGUGCUUGUCUGGAAGGGACACUGGUUCUGGAGCAGGUUUGUGGGAGAUGAUGACAUCCACUUUGGGCUUGGAAGCAGCCAUCCUUUGAAGAAAGCGUAAUAGCUCACUGGUCUAGCUCCAUGGCACCGAAAAUGUCUCAGGGCUCAAGUGAUUCACCGAAGCGACGAGACCUUGAAAGCAGCUUUUUCAAGUGUCA
Messenger RNA from Triticum aestivum (bread wheat), 1648 nucleotides. RefSeq names its product sugar transport protein MST3-like. Lineage: Eukaryota; Viridiplantae; Streptophyta; Magnoliopsida; Poales; Poaceae. Gene Ontology annotation, cellular component: membrane. Gene Ontology annotation, biological process: monosaccharide transmembrane transport. The transcript is spliced from 3 exons. The record is from RefSeq and is a predicted model, not a curated record. Bases 1 to 1551 code for a protein of 516 amino acids. Gene Ontology annotation, molecular function: monosaccharide transmembrane transporter activity.